GGUAGUGUGCUGGGAAGGCACUUAAUUUUACACUUUUACUGGAUGAGUGAAAAAGAAAAGUCCCUAGAGAUAAAGUGACUUUUCAAUACCACACAAGACUUGUUCCAUAGCAAUAGAAUCAGGGGGAGGUGAAAAGGGUAAAAGCUGGUGACAAGGCGAGAAACUGGAAGCCAGAGUAGAGAGUCAGAACUGGAGGGGGCACGAGUCUGAGUAGGCAGUCCAGAGAACUAAAGGGGAAAUGAGAGUCCGAAUAAAUAGUCCAGGGUUUAGGGAAGGAACAGAUUUUCUUCAUUGCGGACAGUGACGAAAGGAAAGCUUUUCUGUUGGUAGGAUAAGGAAGUCAGAAUAGACAUAUUGUGGGGUAGGUUUGUUUAGAACAGAAAUCAAAGAUCAACUUUUCUGAGAGAAAGAACAUCUGCAAAUGAAAUGCUCUUCCUGCAACUUCCAUUGCUAGCAAUUCUCCUCCCAGCUGGUGACAGUAAAGACGACUUCCAGGAGCCAGUCUCCUUCCAAAUCAUCCAGAUCUCAUCCUUUUACAACCGUUCCUGGGUACGAACUCUGGGCUCAGGUUGGUUGGGUGAGUUGCAGACUCAUGGGUGGGUGAGCGACACUGGUACUAUCAUUUUCCUGUGGCCCUGGUCCAAGGGCAACUUCAGCAAUGAAGAGUGGAAGGAACAGGAAAAGUUACUCCAUUUGUCCUCCAUUGAAAGUCUUCAGACAAUCCACAACCAUGCCAGUCAAUGGCAGCUUGAGUAUCCCUUUGAGUUCCAGAUGGCAGGAUGCUGUAAGCUGCACUUUGGUGAGGCCUCAGUAGGCUUCAUGCACGUUGCUUAUCAAGGAUCAGAUUUCAUGAGCUUCCAGAACAAUUCAUGGUUACCGUCUCCAGAGGGUGGACGUAGGGCUCAGGAUGUCUGCAACCUAUUCAAUGGGGAUAAAGUUGGCCUGGAAAUAACACACAGGUUCCUCAGUGAUACCUGUCCACGUCUCCUCUUGAGCCUCCUUGAUGCAGGGAAGGCAGAUCUCCAGCGACAAGUAAUGCCAGAGGCCUGGCUGUCCACUGGCCCCAGUCCUUGUCCUGGCCGUCUGAUGCUGGUUUGUCAUGUCUCUGGCUUCCACCCAAAGCCUAUUUGGGUGAUGUGGAUGCGGGGUGAGCAGGAGUAUCUGGGCACUCAGCGAGGUGACGUCUUGCCCAAUGCGGAUGGGACAUGGUAUCUUCGGAAGUCCUUGGAUGUGGAAGUCACUGAGGCAGCUGGCUUGUCUUGCCGGGUGAGACACAGCAGUCUAGGAGGCCAGGAUAUCAUCCUCUACUGGGAACAUCACAGCUCCGUGGGGUUGAUCAUCUUGGCAGUAAUAGUGCCCCUGGUGCUUCUGACAGGUCUUGCAUUUUGGCUUAGGAAGCGCUGGUGAGUUCUUUGUAUCCAUCCUUCCUGCUCUUUGCCCCACUCUUCACUUGUCUUCCCAUCUUUUCUUUUUCUCUCUCCUCAGUCUUCCCUCUCAGUCCUCUUCCUUCUUACAACUCACUUCUCACCUCCACUUCAUGCACAGUGACUUCCUUCUUUGUUUUUGUCAGACACGCUGUGAACCUCCAAGUACUAUUGUCCCUUUGGAAUGGGACCCCAGCAACACAGGGGCUCAGAAUGUAUCUAAACGCAAAGAACGUGAUGACAUCCUUUCGAUUAUCCUUGUAGAACUUUUGUUGUUGUUGUUUAUUUCUGGUCAAUGAUCAGUUAUCAGUAUAAGCCAGGUGUAGUUUUGUAGGAUUUGUUGUUCUGGCCUGGGUUCUGGGACUUUAAAACUCAAAUUAUAACUUUGAAUUGAAUGAGAUCCUAGCAGCCUCCACACAUUCAAAUAUUAAUUGUCAUCUGUUCUAUUUCAGAUAUCACUUCUUCCAGAGGGUCUUCCUUGUUACAGGUGGAAGUAGUAUUUUCCUUGCCUGAACUCCCAGCACACUUGAACUGUACUUUGCCAAAUCUACUCCUCACUUCUUGCCCUGUGUUGCAGCUAUUUAGAUUCCUUUUCUUCUUAUAAUUUUUAAGUUUCCUGAGAGCAAAGUCCACAUUUUUAAAUAUUUAUAACCUUGGGAAAGUGUCUUACCUGCAUGUAAUACGUUCUAAAUAAAUAGCUGUGUUGAAUUUAUGCAAAA
Messenger RNA from Diceros bicornis minor, 2143 nucleotides. RefSeq names its product T-cell surface glycoprotein CD1a-like. Gene Ontology annotation, biological process: antigen processing and presentation, endogenous lipid antigen via MHC class Ib; immune response; positive regulation of T cell mediated cytotoxicity. The record is from RefSeq and is a predicted model, not a curated record. Gene Ontology annotation, molecular function: endogenous lipid antigen binding; exogenous lipid antigen binding; lipopeptide binding. Bases 427 to 1407 code for a protein of 326 amino acids. NCBI's taxonomy places the organism in Eukaryota, Metazoa, Chordata, Mammalia, Perissodactyla, Rhinocerotidae. The transcript has 5 exons. Gene Ontology annotation, cellular component: external side of plasma membrane.